Messenger RNA from Ustilago hordei, 633 nucleotides. RefSeq lists its product as uncharacterized. The transcript has a single exon. The record is from RefSeq and is a predicted model, not a curated record. NCBI's taxonomy places the organism in Eukaryota, Fungi, Basidiomycota, Ustilaginomycetes, Ustilaginales, Ustilaginaceae. The coding region runs from base 1 to 633 and encodes 210 amino acids.
AUGGUCUCACCAACGACAAUCAAGUCCCUCGUACGCGAGCUCACCACACUCUCUCGCACCCCACCAGACGGCCUCCGAGCCUGCUUAUCCGAAACCGACAUCCUUUCUUUCUCAGGCUGGAUUCAAGGUCCACCUUCCACUCCCUACGCUGGUGGAUACUUCCGCAUCACAUUCGACUUCACCGACAUCGACUUUCCCAAUGUACCUCCCACUUUUCGUUUCGCAACGCCCAUCUUCCACCCGAAUGUCUCAAGAAGUGGCGAAAUCUGCGUAUCAAGCCUCAAAAAGAAUUGGAACAGGGAGUAUGGAAUCGAAAGGAUUCUGACAACGAUCAGAUGCUUGAUGAUCGAGCCCAACCCAGAUAGUGCACUGGAUGCAGAGGCGAGUAGGUUGAUGCAAGAGGAUUGGGGUCAGUAUGUGGAGACGGCCAAGUUGUGGACUGGUGUACAUGCUAGUAAGAGGCCAGCAUGUUUCGAGGCGGUGGAGGAACAAAAUAAGUCUGUUCAGCCGCCGAUCAAGACACAAGCACCUCAGACAACAAUCCUGGCUGAAUCCUGUUCAGCUUCGGCUGCAAAGCCAAUGACAAAACCCGCUGUCAAUACAGCCCCCAAACGCGGCCUUCGUCGCCUCUGA